Molecule: messenger RNA, 1587 nt
Organism: Penicillium chermesinum
Lineage: Eukaryota; Fungi; Ascomycota; Eurotiomycetes; Eurotiales; Aspergillaceae
Exons: 8
Coding region: 1-1587 (528 amino acids)
Biological process (GO): transmembrane transport
Cellular component (GO): membrane
Molecular function (GO): transmembrane transporter activity
Source: RefSeq, a predicted model, not a curated record
AUGGCGUACGAAUUGAAAGACCGGACAACUUACAGUAACAAGGAGGCACAGAUCGGUGGAAAUCGGGAUGAUAUUCAGCUUCAGCGCCUGGGGAAGAAGCCCGUGCUAAAGCGAAACUUUGGGAUUCUGUCUUUGCUGGGCUUCAGUUGUACAAUCCUCUCAACCUGGGAGGGAUUACUGGGUGCCUUUGUGGAAGCUCUGGAAAAUGGUGGCUCUGCUGGUGCAGUCUAUUCUUUCAUCUAUGCUUGGACCGGUACUGGUUGCUGCUUUAUUGUCCUGGCAGAGUUGUCGUCGAUGGCACCCACCUCUGGAGGGCAAUACCAUUGGGUUGCCAUGCUGUCCCCGAGGAGAUAUAUGAGGUUUCUGAGUUAUGUCACAGGUUGGCUGACGACAAUUGGCUGGCAAGCUGCCUUUGCCUCGGCAUCCUUUAUGUGCGGAACCCAGAUCCAAGGCGUCGCCAUCCUUGUCUACCAGAACUAUAUGCCUCAACGUUGGCAAGGAACCCUAAUUGUAUGGUGCGUGCUCCUUGUGGCCUUGGGGAUCAACGUGGCGGGUGGAAAGCUUUUGCCUCGGCUGGAGAGUCUCAUUCUGGUGGUUCAUAUUCUUGGAUUCUUUGGGAUCAUGAUUCCCCUCGUUUAUAUGUCUGAUCACAACUCGGCCCGAGAAGUGUUCUUGGAAUUCAACAAUGGCGGUGGCUUCCCAACAGAUGGACUUUCCUGGUUUGUUGGAGCCACCGGCUGCGUCUUCGCAUUUGCUGGCGGCGAUGCUGCAGUCCACAUGGCCGAAGAAGUCGCCAAUGCAUCCACAGCCAUCCCGAAAGCGAUCAUCACUACGGUUCUCAUUAACGGUAGCUUGGGGUUCGGUAUGCUCAUUGCCGUUCUUUUCAGUCUUGGAGAUAUCAAGGCGGCUUUGAACAGCUCGACUGGAUAUCCAUACAUGGAAAUCUUCUACCAAGCCACUGGGUCCAUCUCAGGCUCCGCUGGUAUGGUUUCCGCCAUGCUUGUUGUUGGCGUGGCAUCCAGCGUCGGUAUGCUGGCCGCGACAUCUCGUCAGUUCUGGUCAUUCGCCAGAGACAGGGGUAUUCCUGGGUGGCAGCUUUGGAGCAAGGUUUCCUCUCGCAGCUUGCCAAUGUAUUCGAUCUAUAUCACAAUGACUAUCUCUGUCCUGCUAGCGCUGAUUAACAUUGGCUCACCAACAGCCUUGAACGACAUUCUUUCGAUGGCCGUGUCUGCCAUUUACACCUCUUACCUUGUUGCCGGGUCACUCCUUCUAUGGCGCCGCUCCACAGGCUUUAUCUCACUUUACAACGACAAUGAUGAUAUGACGGUCAACUUGCCCGGCGCAAAGUUAGUGUGGGGCCCAUUCCGCGUCCCCGGGAUCUGGGGCAUCCUGGUCAACGCCUACGCUGUUAUCUAUAUGAUUAUUGUGAUUUUCUUCAGCUACUGGCCAUCUAUGAUGCAUCCGACGGUUGCGGAAAUGAACUACAGUGUCGUGGGCACCAUGGGAUUUUUGAUCCUGGCGAUUCUGUAUUACUUUGUGUGGGCCCGCCGGAGCUACCAAGGUCCGGUGGUCGAAGCAAUGCUCUAA